CGACCGAGGAGUACGGAAGUAGAUUUUCUGUCACAACUAAACGUUGCUGCUCAGCUGAGAAGAGGGCUGUGGUGUUCUGGACAGUGGGAUGAUGCUGAGGGGGUCAUCAGGAGGCAGCAAUGGCUGCUCGUUUAAGCCUCUGGUGGUGAUGGAGCUGGCCUCAAAAACCAACGAAGAAGCCAUUGCGUGGCUGUUGAGCAGGAUAAAGGACAAACAGCAGAAUGGAGGUGCUGACCUGCUGGUGGAGCAGCUGGGCCCUGGAGUUGGGGCUCAGGAGAAGGAAAACCCCAAUGUGUUUCUGGUAGGGGCCUCCUGGCAAAGACUUCUCCUUGGGGCUGAAGAAGGGGGCCUAUUUAAGGAAUACAGCGAUGGAUCUAUGAGGGCCUUCACCUGCGCCAACCAACACAACUUCAAAGACUUUAAAGGAGAUGGAGAUGGCUUCCUCAGUAUGGCGGAGUGUCAGUACAUCAUCAAGCAUGAGCUGGACACACUACGGGCCAAAGAUGAGACUCACGUACCAGGAUACAGCCAGGCCAAACUCUACCCCGGGAAAUCAAUCACUCGCAGGUUGCAGUCCAAAGGAAUUUUGAUCCAGAUAUUUCCACUGCACGAGAAGGAAGGACUGAAGAGACUGUCUUUUUCCUGGUAUAAAAAGGUUAGGUUGUCCCUGCAGCCUCUUGACGAUAUCAGACACUACUUCGGUGAAGGUCAGGCUCUCUACUUUGGCUUUCUGGAGUACUUCACCUUUGCCCUGAUUCCCAUGGCCCUUAUUGGAGUGCCUUACUACCUGUUUGACUGGGAGGACUAUGACAAAUAUGUCGUGUUCGCUGUGUUCAACCUCAUCUGGUGCACGCUUAUCCUUGAGUUAUGGAAGAGAUGCAGCGCCUCAUUAGCUUACCAGUGGGGCACAUUGAGCAGGAAGAAGGCCUUUGAAGAACCUCGACCUGGAUUUCAUGGUGUCCUCGGUUUCAACCCUGUGACGGGCCGUGAGGAGCCCCUCUAUUCCAACACUAAGCGUCUGCUUCGCAUCUAUCUGGUGUCAGUGCCCUUCGUCCUGCUUUGCCUUUAUCUGUCACUCUACGUCAUGAUGAUCUACUUCCAGAUGGAAGGUUGGGCGCUGUCGGUCCACGAUGAAGAGCCUACUUUCUGGACGGGAGUGCUCUUGUUCAUCCCCAGUAUUAUCUAUGCGGUUGUCAUAGAGAUCAUGAACCUCAUCUACAGAUACGCUGCUGAGUUCCUCACUGGGUGGGAAAAUCACCGACUGGAAUCUUCACAUCAGAAUCAUUUGGUCCUCAAAGUAUUAGUCUUCAACUUCUUCAACUGUUUCGCCUCGUUGUUCUACAUUGCUUUCAUCAUGCAAGACAUGGUUCUGCUCAGACAGAGUCUGGCCACCUUGCUGAUCACCAGUCAGAUCUUGAAUCAGAUCAUGGAAGCCUUCCUGCCCUACUGGCUUCAGAGGAGACGCAACAAGAAGAUGAUUCGCAAAGUUCACAAGAAAAGGACUCUGGAGGACAAAGAGCUUCCUCUGGCAGAACAAGUCCGGCUGGAGGCCGAUAUGAGCACAUACUUGGGUACGUUUGAUGAUUAUCUGGAGCAGUUCCUGCUCUUUGGGUACGUCAGCCUGUUCUCCUGCGUCUAUCCUCUGGCUGCUGUGCUGGUGGUGUUGAACAACGUCACCGAAGUUUACUCUGACGCCUUCAAGAUGUGCCGCGUGUUCAAACGACCUUUCUCCGACCCGGCUGCAAACAUUGGAGUAUGGCAGCUUGCCUUUGAGACCAUGAGUGUGAUCGCUGUUGUGACCAACUGUGCUCUGAUCGGCAUGUCUCCACAAGUCAAAGCUUACUUCCCUGAAUCAGAGCUGCAGCUUAUACUGUGGAUAGUGGCGAUUGAGCAUGGGCUGCUGGCUUUCAAAUUCAUCCUGAGCUUCCUCAUCCCAGAUGUCCCAAAACACAUCCAGAUCAAACUGGCCCGUCUGGAGUUUGAAUCACUGGAGGCCCUCAAGAAAAAGAAAUUGCUGGAAGCCUCUGAGCUCAGUAAGAGCAUCCAGUGAGGAAGAGGGCCUCCAAAGCUACAGAUGAAGACAUAUUUGUAUCUACAAGGUUAUUUUGGAUUGAAUGUGGUUGGUUUUUAUGUACGGGAGGGAAACGGUUAAUUUGCUUCACUGUGUCAUAGAGGGGCUGAUAUGUACAAUAAAAACAGUUUACUGUAAGAGAGGAGCUGGAUGAACAAGAAACAUUAUGCUUGUCUUUUACAUUGAUGUUGUUCACGUGGGAUUGUGUUAAAAGUACAGAGGGAUGCUGUAAACAUGAUAUACUACAUUUCUGUUCUGCUUUUUAGCCACUCAAGUCACUUUGGUAUUGGGUUAAUUCAUUACUUUAUUCCAGGAUGGUGCACAGUUAAAAAAGAAAAAUAAAGCUGUAAGAUGGUGGUGAAUGCACACUGUACCAAAGCUUCAUCUGGUUUGACUGAAUAAUGUGUAUAUUGGCUGUUUUCAAGUGUUAAAGCUGCUUGUUCUUAUACUCGACACUUCAGGUAUAGAAGUAAAGCAAUACCAUAUAAAUGUAAUUUGUCAUUUCUGAAAAAAUGGCUGUACCAGUACACAAAACUCACAGAUUGGCUUGUGAUGUUCAUAGACCAGAAAACAAGUCAACCUAAGAGUCCUCUGGUAACCAGCUGUCUUGUCUUAGCAUGUGACAUGACACAGUUAGCUUUAUCACUUAGUUCCUUUAUUGAGGAGAAUGACUUGAAGUUUUAAACCAUGCACUCUUGUUACACCUCUGGUGCCUUUUAAUGUAACACAACCUGAAUAUCUGUACCCCGAAGAUAAAAAGUAUUGCCACUGUAAUGGCUGGUUGCUUUGAAAUAAACUUCUGAAUGAGGAAA
Melanotaenia boesemani (Boeseman's rainbowfish) is the source of this 2883-nucleotide messenger RNA. RefSeq names its product anoctamin 10a (gene ano10a). The record is from RefSeq and is a predicted model, not a curated record. The transcript has 14 exons. Gene Ontology annotation, molecular function: chloride channel activity. Bases 89 to 2050 code for a protein of 653 amino acids. Gene Ontology annotation, cellular component: plasma membrane. Lineage: Eukaryota; Metazoa; Chordata; Actinopteri; Atheriniformes; Melanotaeniidae. Gene Ontology annotation, biological process: chloride transmembrane transport.